This is a messenger RNA of Ogataea angusta, 720 nucleotides long. RefSeq lists its product as uncharacterized. The record is from RefSeq and is a predicted model, not a curated record. The transcript has a single exon. Gene Ontology annotation, molecular function: protein binding. NCBI's taxonomy places the organism in Eukaryota, Fungi, Ascomycota, Pichiomycetes, Pichiales, Pichiaceae. The coding region runs from base 1 to 720 and encodes 239 amino acids.
AUGUCAUUUGAGCUUCACAAGGCUGCCCAGGAGGGCAAUGGACUCAUUGUGGACGGGCUAAUGAGCCAGAAUCCACGGCUGGUGCUUCAAAGCGACGAAGACUCGCGAACACCGCUCCAUUGGGCCUGUACAUUCCAGCACGAGCAGAUCGUCAAACGACUGCUGGCUGUUCCAAAGAGUCAGUUCGAGGUCGACAUAGACGAGAUGGUCGACGAAAGCGGAUGGACGCCGUUCCACGUGGCCUGCUCCGUGGGGAACCUGGAAAUUGUGAAGCUGUUGGCGCAACAUGAUCCUGCUCCAGAUGUCAAUCUGGCCACCAGCAGCGGCCAAACGGGGCUGUUUUACGCUGUGAGUAAGGGCCACUACGAUGUGGUGGAGUAUCUCGUCACGGAAUGUAAAGCCAGCGCCAGAAUAAAAGAUAAGCGUGCGCAGUUACCAUUGCAUCGUGCUGCUUCCAUCGGAGCGGAGAAGAUCUGCGAGCUGCUGGUCAAGAAGGCCAACUCGCCGCUCAAUGCUCAGGACAUUUACGGGUUCACAGCGCUUCACCACGCGCUCAGUGAAGGACAUGGCGAUUUGGCAUUAAAGUUAGUGAAACUUGGGGCAGACUUCAAAGUGGCAGACAAGGACGGUCAAUUGCCCGUGGAUGUGGCUGUUGACGACAAGGUGCGCAAGUUUUUUGUGAAAAGUCUUCAGAACGAAGGAUUAAUCGAGUCCGCUUAA